This is a messenger RNA of Scutellospora calospora, 3920 nucleotides long. The record is from the annotation of a GenBank genome assembly. Lineage: Eukaryota; Fungi; Glomeromycota; Glomeromycetes; Diversisporales; Gigasporaceae.
AUGACUCUUGACGCUUUCAGAGACAAGUUAAUGUCAAAUUCGAAAUAUGAAUUUCGAGUUGAAGUCAACCAAAGAUGUUUAAUUGAUAAAAUGUUGGCUCGGUAUUCAUCUGAAUUCACAGUAUUCCGAGAAUUAUUGCAGAAUUCAGAUGAUGCAACAGCUUCAGAAGUCAAAAUUGUAUUUAUGGGUAAAAUCGGAAAAACAUGUUCAAGAAUAUUUUAUAAAAAUAACGGAUUUCCUUUCCGACAACAAGAUUGGGACCGAUUAAAGAAAAUUGCCGAAGGAAAUCCUGACGAACAAAAGAUUGGUGCUUUUGGCGUUGGGUUUUAUUCGGUGUUCUCAAUCUGUGAAGAGCCAUUCGUAUCUUCUGGCGAGUUUGGCAUGACAUUUUUUUGGAAAGGUGACCAGUUGCUUGUAAGACAUGGCUCCGAUAGCUCUAUUAGCUCUAUUAGUAACGACUCCAAUUGGACAACAUUCUUAUUGGAUAUGACAAAACCCAUAAAGUUUCCUGACUUGGAUAAAUUCGGUCAUUUUUUGACAACUGCAUUGGGAUUCACUCCCCACCUUCGCAAAAUCUCUAUAUACUUUAAUGAAGAUUGCGUGUUUCGUAUUUCGAAGGAAAUUAGUCAACCUAGACUAAUUGAAAUCAGAUCUGACCUAAAUAAAGAAUCACCUGAAAGAAUGUUUAAACUUGAAUCAGUGAAUGUACAUAGCGUUAAAUUUGACACGUUUAAAAUAGAUAUUCCUCCUGGUACAGUGUCGCUUAGCAACUGCCGAAAUAAAAAUUCGUCUGUAUCCAUUAAAAUUGCUAGUGGAAAUCUGAAAGUUCAGAUUCAAGAUGAAUUUUCUGUCGAAAUGGAAAGAUUAACGAAAAAAAAGCCACCACGUGAAACUACCAUCCAAAUAAUUCUUCCCGGGUAUAAUGACUUAGGAAGUCAUGAAUCAGUUUAUGACAUGGAGUUAUUGCCAUAUCCAGAGCAAGGAAAAGUCUUUAUUGGCUUUAAAACACAUCAAACAACUGGUUAUUCCAUACAUUUGGCCGCUCGCGUUAUACCGACAGUCGAGCGUGAAUCGAUUGAUUUGGCCCAAAAAACACUUUCUGAAUACAAUACAGAAAUGUUAUCUUCAGCUGGAAUAUUAUGUCGUUUGCUAUACGAAGAUGAGAUGAAACAAAUAUCUCAACUGUAUCAAAAUGAAUCUAAUGAUAAAGUGGUGCUUGAAAAACGUGCGGCGCAUGCUCUCAACUAUUUUACGUUCAAGCAAAGUACUCCAGAUGUUAAAGUAGGAAACAUAAUAGAGACAAAUUUUUACAAAUGUUGUUCGUCAUCCUUAUCAAUUCUGUCUACUCAUGGUGUCAAAGAAAUUAAAAUGGUACGGUUACUCAGCUCAGAAAUGGCAUCCUUUGUUAAAAAUGUCCCAUCAGUUCCAAAAAUAAUGGAGGAUCAAUGCGCAGAAUUUUUUAAUAGAGCAAAAACUAUCCUGAAAAUUAUUGAGGAAGCAUCACUAAAUGAUGUUUUUGAUGAAUUGACAAAAAGAAACUUGGACCAUGAAGAAAUUAUAUCAUUGAUGGAAUGGUGGAUAGUACGAAAAUUUUCUACAACGGAUCGUGAUAAACUCAUGCAACUGGCCAUUGUUCGUGUUGAGAACAAAAUCGUGCAUUUAAAAAAUAUUCGUUAUUUCCUGAAUCCAGGCAUGAUUAAUGAAGGUUUAGAUGUUCCAUCCGACGUGUUGCCAUAUGUUAUUAGCAAAUGUUUUAAUAGUAGGCUCAACAAAUUUAAACAAUCAUUCAGAAACUGGACCAAACUUUCGUUGCUUACAUGGACAAAAUACAUUAUUGAAAACCAUACAUUAAAAGAUGAACCAGACUUUGCCAUGGAAUUUAUGAGUGUCCUUUCACGAGCUUUCAAAAAUACUAAAAAGGAUAGGUUUGAAGUAUGUAACUUAUUAUCUCAAGUUGAAUGUAUUCCGACUCAAUUUGGUGUGAAAAGACCAGAUAAAACGUAUCUGCCAGAAGUGAAAUUGUUUAUGGAAUUACCCACUGUUCAAAUAAAAGGUAAUGAUGAAUUUUUCAUAGAGAUGAAAGUACAUAAGUAUGUGGAAUUGGAUUAUGUUUUCGCUCGACUGGUUAACAAAGAAAACCUGGAUCACAUAAAACUUUUGAAAUAUUUCGCCAAUGAGGACCUUAAAAAUGCUGAUAUUGAAAGAUUAAAAACUGCCGAAAUUUGGAUUAAGGAGUGUGUUGGAGACAAUAAAUCUAAUACCAAUGUUCAAAGAUAUAAAGCAAGAGAUUUAUAUGUACCACACAAAUCAAAUAAAGAACUUGAGUUACCGGUAAUCCAGUGGGAAAAGCGUUGGGAUAAAAAUUCUGAUAUAGCUAAAUUUAUCAUUAGGCUUGGACUGCAAGAAUAUCCGUCACUUCAAACUAUUCUUAACCUUGCAGCAACAAACCGAUCUUUAAAUCUUCGUGAGAAAGCGCUUAGUUAUUUUAUAAAUAAUUUCAGGGAAAAAUACUCUAAAACAUAUAUUCCGAGUUCAAUCCAAGAAAAAUUUUUGCCAUGCAUUGGCGUUGGAAUUUAUGCGAAACCAUCUGAAUGUUAUUCAAAUCCUGAUUGUGCAAAGAUGGGAUUUAAUGUUUUGCGUCAAGAUCUUGAAAUACAUGCUAAAGCAUUGGGUGUUAUACAAAACCCUUAUAGAAGUUUAUUACUGAAUAUAUUACAGCGAAAUCCUCCAAAUAAUGAUGAUGCAAAAAGAAUUUUUGGGUACUUAUCUUCAUGUACCGGUGAUUUUACUCCUUCUGAUUUGAGAAAACUUCAAACAAUCAAUUUUAUACCUGUCCAAGAUAAGGCUACACCAUAUAGAUACAUUCAUUACAAACCGAAAAAUUACAUGUUUCCGUGCGUUGACUUUGGUGAAGAUGCGAAUAAAUUUUUAGUAAAUUGUGGAGUCAAGAAAGAACCAUCAGCGUUGGAUUUAGCAGAAUAUCUUGUUGAGUAUUCGGAGAAAUUUUGGUCAAUGCUAAAUGAUAAGGAACAAUAUUAUACUAUUCUAGGAACUAUUGCAUACAAUAUUGGAUCUAUUAAUAAUGCAAUAAUUAAUAAAAUGAAACAAAAGAAAAUUUUAGUAGGGAUGAAAAAGAAUCUUAAAACAAUGGAGGAUAUAUAUAACUUAUACUAUGCUAGAGAAAUCUUUAUAAAUGAUAGCGAAAAAUAUCGAAAUAUGUUUAAUCCAAUUACCUGUCCAUUUGACAAUUCAAUUGAAGCAUUUUAUAAAAAAUUAGGAUGUAAAACCCUUAAAGGUGACGUUACGGUGACAUCUCAGCAUAGCGGUAGAGAAAGGACCACGGAUUAUUCAGAUUACGUAAAACACAAAAUUAAAGAACGCAUACCUUGGUACUACUCUGGUAUGACUUCCGGUGAUCAGAAAUGGGUACAAAGAUUAGAAGUCAAAGAAGUUGAUCAAAUAAAUAUGCAUUAUAAGCUUAUUUCUAAGAAUGAGAUAAAAUCGGUUAAAGCCUCUGCCUGUAUGUCGGAUAUAAAAGACCCAUUGAUUCUUUAUAUUAUUAACACCAAUAAUAACGAUGAUGCAAAUUUUUUGGAUAUCGCAUCGGCUUUAGCUAGGCAUAUUCACCAACGGGAAAAUAGACAAGAGAGUGUGGAUAUAUUAUUUUAUUUAACCUCUUCACUAGAGAAGUUGCAAGCGCUCGAUUACCCUAUUAAAAAUAUAAAAAUUACACCUAAUAACAUAUUACCUAUUGCACCUGGUAUUAUACCUAACAACAUACUACUUGUUGCACCUGGUAUUUUACCUAAUAACAUACCUAAUAACAUACUACCUAAUAACAUACCUCCCGUAAGAUUGCCGACAACAAAACUAGUAACAGGACCACCUAUAAGUCUUUCUGAUGAUGAAUUAGAGAAUAA